This is a messenger RNA of Uranotaenia lowii, 2233 nucleotides long. RefSeq lists its product as uncharacterized. Lineage: Eukaryota; Metazoa; Arthropoda; Insecta; Diptera; Culicidae. Bases 19 to 1716 code for a protein of 565 amino acids. The transcript has 2 exons. The record is from RefSeq and is a predicted model, not a curated record.
ACUAAUAUUGACAAACAAAUGAACGAUUGUCUACACAAGAGGUACGUUCACAAAGCAACGUCAGACGAGCUCCGCAACAGUGACGACGGAAAGAUUUGGCACCUGCCAAUCAGCGCAGUGCGACAUCCGAGCAAGUUAACAAAGGUGCGUGUAUUCUGGGAUGCUGCGGCUACGUAUGGAGGAAUCUUUCUGAGCUCCCAGCUUUUGAAAGGUCCGGAUUUGGUGAAGCCCCUUCUAUCUGUCCUCUGCCAAUUCCGACAGAAACAGUAUGCCAUCGCUGGGGACAUAAGGGAGAUGUUCCAGUUGAUUAUUCGUCCGGCAGAUAGAAACGCACAACGAUAUUUGUAUCAGGAGAAUUCAGAAGCUGCGCUCGACGUGUACAUGGACGUCGCAACGUUCGGGGCAAUGUGCUCCUCGUGUUCAGCACAGUUUGCUAAGAAUGGAAACGCCCAGGAACAUAAAGAUCGUUAUCCGGAAGCUGCUGAAACAAUUGUUGACAACACAAAUGUUGACGUUUUCUUUGCGAGCUGUGCCAUUGAAGAGGCAACGAAACUGGCUUUGGAACUGAGUCUGGUCAACCGAUCAGCUGGUUUUGAGAUACCUCGUUGGCAGUCGCACUCCAAACACGUUCUGAAACGGGUUGGGGUGACUACUGGAGAUAAUUUUGUAGUCAACAUGGAAAAUUGCUCGCGGUGUGGUGGUCUACCCAACAGAAUUGCUAACCUGCAUCAUCUUGUGCACCGCUUUAAGCGCUUCAAACGGGAUCCUGUGGAAUCUAGUGAGUCCUGUGGUGGUCUGAAUCGUGAUGAUUGUGUGUCGGCGGAAACAGCCAUUUGGCGGGCUGUACAGCGACAGGUGUUUGCAGGAGAAAUUCAAGCGUUUAGAAGCAGUUCUGAGCCUUCACCGAAGCGGUGGAAGCGUAUCGGCAAGGGAAGUGUCCUAGCGAAGCUAUCAUCGAUGAUCGAUGAGUCCGGUGUUCUCCGGAAGGCGAGCAGAAUCGACCACCUAGCGGCUCAUUAUUCGUUCGAAGUUCGAAAUCCUGAGAUAGUACCAAAAAAUCAUGAUGUAACCACUUCUUUGAUGCUGCGAUUUUACCAAAGGUACGGUCAUGCCACUUCCCAGACGGUACUGAACGAGAUCAAGCUACGUUACUACAUUCCCCGGAUGAGAGCCAGUUCGGAGAAGGCAUUCAAGACUCUCUCGCACCAUCAAAGGCUAGACGAUGAAGGACUGCGAACAUUGCUCUCGGAAGCAGAUUUGAUAGUCAACUCCCAUCUGCUGACGUUCGUGCCGCUGGAGGAUCCCAAGGAAGAAGUGCUGACUCCAAAUCAUUUCCUUUGGCUAAGUUCCGGCGAGGACAGCAAACCACCAAGGGUACCAAUCGACGAUGCUACACCUCUUCGACCAAACUGGAAGGUUAUUCAACACUUAACAAACCAGUCUUGGAAGCGCUGGGUGCAAGCUUAUCUACCUACUAUAGCCUGCAGGACGAAAUGGUUCGCGGAAACGCGGCCGCUGAAGCUCGGCGAUCUAGUGGUCAUCGUAGACGAGUCCGUGCGCAACGGAUGGCUUCGAGGUAAAGUGGUGAAGACUUAUCCAGGACGAGACGGACAAGUUCACAAGGUCGACGUGGAGACUUGCGACGGAUCUACUCUUCAAAGACCAGCGGUAAAGGUUGCUCUGUUGGACGUGCAGGAGGAGAGUAAAGUCGAUUGACUACGACGUUACGGGUUGGGGUGUUAGUAGAACUGGCAACCUUGGUACGGGAUCGGACAAACGUCAACGCGUUGGCGCCGAAAAAGAAUUGUCAUUGUUAGAAAAUUGAUCGAAACUGCGACACGUUUUUUCUUGACCUGGCAGUUAGUUAGUUUGUAGUGAAUUGUUUUUAGCGAAAACAUAGGUGGAAGCUAUUUGGCCAGUUGCGCGUGAUUUUUGUGCUCGCGGUUUAGUGAGUCGGAAGAGGUUAGGUGAUAGAAAUUCCUUACUGCGCAAUUUGCCACUAAAAUAUUGUAUUUCCUUUGAUAGUUUGAGUGACCGUUCGGUUGUUCCGGUUAGGUGUACCGGGUUGAGCUCAAUUAGAGCGGUAGGAAAGAAAAAGCGUAAGUACGCAAGUGUACUUUUUAUUUACCCGAAGAUAAAUAUGAUUUUCGUCCAUUAGCUUCAAAUAGCCGGUGAUAUCCGACGGUUUAGGGUUGCCAGAGCUAGAGCUUAGGGUAAACGGCGAAACUUAUUU